AUGGAACAGAAAGGUUUCUACAACUUGGAGAAGCCAGGUGAAUUUACGAACGUGGUUGAUAUUCAGUUUGUAGCUGCAAUGAUUCAUCCUGGGGGAGGUCGGAAUGACAUCCCACAACGCCUGAAACGCCAGUUCACCAUCUACAACUGCACAUUACCUUCCAGUUCAUCUAUUGACAAAAUAUUUCGAACAGUAGCUGAAGGCUAUUUCUGUGAGCAACGAGGUUUUUCUGCGGAAAUAUGUAAACUGGCUUCUGCGUUAGUAUCUACAACACGAAAAGUAUGGCAAACAACAAAAGCAAAGAUCUUACCAACUCCAGCUAAAUUUCAUUACAUCUUUAAUUUACGAGACCUUAGUCGUAUUUGGCAAGGAAUGCUAACAGUUACUUCUGAAGUCUGCCAGAGCAUCAGUGUUUUAGUAGCCUUGUUCCAGCAUGAAUGCAGACGUGUUAUUGCAGACAGGUUCAUCAGCCAAAGUGAUAAAGACUGGUUUGAAGAUAUGAUGAAAAAGGUAUGCAAAUAGUAUUAAAGUCUUUGCUACAGAGAGGGACCAAUAAAAUAUUUCGUAAUUAAAAUGAUCCUUAAUGUAUUGUUGUAGACUGCUGCUGCAGAACACAAUCAAAAUCUAUUUGAAGAUGGAUCUACAGAAUUAUACUUUGCAGAUUUUUUGCGUGAUGCCCCAGAAGCCACCGGAGAUGAACCUGAUGAUGUGGAAUUGAAGGCUCCUAAAAUUUAUGAACCUAUCCCAUCUUUGGAUUAUUUGGCUGAAAGAUUACAAAUGUUCAUGCAACAGUACAAUGAAAGCAUCAGAGGAUCAAAGAUGGAUUUAGUAUUUUUCAAGGAUGCAAUCACUCAUUUGAUUAAAAUAUCACGGAUUAUUCGUACUCCACAAGGAAAUGCAUUGUUGGUUGGUGUGGGUGGAUCUGGAAAACAGAGUCUGACCAGGCUAGCAUCAUAUAUUGCUGGAUAUGAGAGCUUUCAGAUUACUUUAACAAGAACAUAUGCCACCAAUAACCUCUUGGAUGAUCUGAAAAUCUUGUACCGCACUGCUGGGCAAAAAGGAAAGAGCAUUGUCUUUAUAUUCACAGACAACGAAAUCAGAGAUGAAUCUUUUCUCGAGUACCUGAACAAUGUUUUGGCUUCAGGUGAAGUCUCAAAUCUUUUUGCACGAGAUGAAAUAGGUGAAAUCACACAAGAUCUGAUACCAGCAAUGAGGAAAGAAUAUCCAAAGCGUACUCCCACUGGUGAAAAUCUUUAUAAUUACUUUCUUACUCGAGUUCGCAAUAACUUGCACGUGGUACUUUGUUUUUCUCCUGUUGGGGAAAAGUUCAGAACUCGUGCACUCAAAUUUCCAGCUCUGAUUUCAGGCUGCACCAUGGACUGGUUCCAGCGCUGGCCUAGAGAUGCUCUUGUAGCAGUUGCACAACAUUUUUUAGUUUCUUACCCUAUAGAGUGCACAGAUGAAGUGAAACAAAGUGUUAUUAACACCAUGGGAACAUUUCAAGAUAUUGUAGCUGAAAAAUGUGUUGAAUACUUUGAACGAUACAGACGCCGAACGUUUGUGACUCCAAAAUCUUACCUGUCCUUCAUUGGAGGCUACAAAGCUAUUUACAAAGAGAAGUUUGCCAGUGUUGGAAGUUUGUCUGAACGUAUGAGAACAGGUCUCGCAAAACUGAUGGAAGCUGAGGUUUCAGUAAAUCAGCUUUCCAAAGAGCUGGUGAUGAAGGAGAAAGAUCUGGCUUUAGCUUCAAAAAAAGCUGAUGAAGUUUUAUUGGAAGUAACAAUGAAAGCCCAAGCUGCUGAAAAGGUGAAAAUGCAGGUGCAAAAGGUAAAAGACAAAGCUCAGGUCAUUGUGGAUGACAUUGCCAUUGAUAAAGCAGCAGCAGAAGAGAAGCUUGAAGCUGCAAGACCUGCUUUGGAAGAAGCAGAGGCAGCCCUGCAGACAAUAAAGCCCUCUGACAUCGCAACUGUUCGCAAACUGGGUAAACCUCCUCACUUGAUAAUGCGAAUUAUGGAUUGUGUGCUACUUCUAUUCCAAAGAAAAAUAGACUCAGUAACAAUUGAUCAAGAACGCCCAUGUGUGAAGCCAUCAUGGACUGAGGCUCUGAAAUUAAUGAAUAACUCUGGAUUUCUUGGCAUGUUGCUUAGUUUUCAGAAGGACUCAAUUACAGGAGAAAUUGUGGAGCUUUUAGAGCCUUAUUUGGACAUGGAGGAUUAUAAUCUGGAGAUGGCUAAAAAAGUGUGUGGAAACGUAGCAGGCCUAUGCUCAUGGACACAAGCAAUGGCUUACUUCUAUGGUAUUAAUAAAGAAGUCCUUCCUCUUAAGGCAAAUCUAGCCUUGCAAGAGGGAAGACUUGCAGCUGCCCAAACUGAACUGAAUAAUGCACAAAAUCAGCUGGAUGAGAAGCAGAUGGAACUGGAUCAAGUACAAGCCAUGUAUGAUGCUGCUAUGAAAGAGAAGCAGGCCUUACUUGAUGAUGCCGAGGCUUGCAGAAGGAAGAUGAAUAAUGCCAGAGCUCUGAUAGAAGGCUUAGGUGGAGAAAAGCUUCGUUGGACUGAAAGCAGCAAAAACUUUCAAAAUCAAAUUACUCAUUUAGUGGGGAAUGUCCUUUUGGCCACUGCAUUUCUCUCCUACUCAGGACCUUUCAAUCAGGAGUACAGGAAUUUACUGCUCCAUCUGUGGAAGAAAGAGAUGAACAGCAGCAAGAUUCCAUACAGUAAUGACCUGAACCUCACCAGUAUGCUUGUUGACAAUGCUACAGUCAGUGAAUGGAACCUCCAGGGUCUUCCAAAUGAUGACCUUUCAAUUCAGAAUGGCAUAAUAGUCACCAAAGCGUCUCGAUAUCCUUUGCUCAUUGAUCCACAAGGUCAAGGAAAGAUCUGGAUUAAAAAUAAAGAAAAGAAUAAUGGACUACAGGUUACAGCUAUGAACCACAAGUUCUUCAGAAGUCAUAUAGAAGACAGCCUGUCCCUUGGCCGACCCCUGUUAAUAGAAAACAUUGGAGAGGAACUUGAUCCUGCUCUAGAUAACAUCCUGGAAAAGAAUUUCAUAAAAUCUGGUUCAGCACACAAAGUGAAAGUAGGUGACAAGGAGGUAGAUCUCAUGAAAGGGUUUACCCUUUACAUGACAACAAAAUUGGCUAAUCCUGCCUAUACUCCAGAAAUCAGUGCAAGAACAACAGUGAUUGACUUUACUGUUACUGUGCGGGGGUUGGAAGAUCAGCUCCUUGGCCGUGUCAUCCUCACAGAAAAACAGGAACUUGAGGCAGAAAGGGUCAAACUGAUGGAGGAAGUGACAUCUAACAGGAGGAGAAUGCAGGAGCUUGAAGAUAACCUACUCUUUCGCCUAACGAGUACAGAGGGCUCUUUGGUUGAAGAUGAGUCUCUAAUAGAAGUCCUAAGAAUCACUAAAACAACAGCAGAAGAGGUCAGUGAAAAAUUAAGCAUAGCAGCAGAGACAGAGGUGAAAAUCAAUACUGCACGUGAAGAGUAUCGGCCAGUUGCUGGUCGUGGCAGCAUUCUUUAUUUCCUAAUUGUGGAAAUGAGCUUGGUGAAUGUCAUGUACCAAACAUCCUUACGGCAGUUUCUUGGCAUUUUUGACCUGUCAGUGGAAAGAUCUCAGAAAUCUCAGAUUACAGGAAAAAGGGUGCUGUAUAUAAUCGAGCAUCUCACCUAUGAAGUCUUCAAGUAUACAGUUCGAGGGCUGUAUGAAAAUCACAGAUUCCUCUUUACAUUGCUGCUGGCCUUGAAGAUUGACUUGCAGGCCAAGAAAAUUUCACAUAGUGAGUUUGAGACACUGAUCAAAGGAGGUGCCAGUUUGGAUCUAAAUUCUGUGGAACCGAAACCAAAAAAGUGGAUCCUUGACAUGACGUGGCUCAAUCUUGUGCAGUUGUCUAGCUUGUGCCCUUUUAAUGAACUUCUGGUACAAGUUGUUAGGAAUGAGAAGGCCUGGAAAGCUUGGUUUGAUGCAGAAGCACCUGAAAAAGCUGCUGUUCCUGAUGGGUAUGACAGCUUACUGGAUCAAUUCCGUAAGCUUCUCCUUGUCCGUAGCUGGUGCCCUGAUCAUACCGUUGCCCAAGCUCGAAACUACAUUGCAGAAUCCCUUGGUGUGAAAUACGCAGAAGGAUUUAUACUUGAGAUGGAAGCAAUGUGGUCAGAAAGUGACUGUCGAACACCUCUGACAUGCUUUUUAUCAGUGGGGUCUGACCCCACUGAAAAUAUAGAACGUCUUGCAAAGUCAAAGAACAUUCCCUGUCGUGCCAUUUCAAUGGGUCAGGGCCAGGAAGUCCAUGCAAGACGCCUGUUAAAUCAAUGCAUGCAAGAUGGAGGAUGGCUUCUUCUACAGAACUGCCACCUUGGCUUAGUGUUUCUUAAUGAAUUAAUGGACACCAUCACAACAACAGAAUCAAUGAGUGAAGAUUUCAGAACCUGGAUAACUACAGAGGCUCACCCAGAGUUUCCUAUUAAUUUUUUACAGGCAUCUAUCAAAUUUACUAAUGAACCACCUCAAGGUGUGAAAGCUAGCUUGAAACGAACUUACUCUACUAUCACUCAGGAUCACCUAGAAGUGAGCAACAUGCCACAGUGGAAACCUUUACUAUAUGCUGUAGCGUUUCUUCACACGACUGUUCAGGAAAGAAGAAAGUUUGGUCCACUGGGCUGGAACAUUCCUUAUGAAUUUAAUCAGGCAGACUUCACAGCCAGUGUGCAAUUUGUUCAGAAUCAUUUGGAUGAUAUGGACAUUAAGCGCGGAGUGAACUGGAGCUGUGUUCGCUACAUGCUUGGAGAAGUACAGUACGGAGGCCGUGUAACUGAUGACCUCGACAAAGCUCUGCUGAAUACAUUUGCGAGAGUGUGGUUUGGAGAGCAUAUGUUUAGUGACAAAUUUUGUUUCUACAAAGAUUACGUGAUUCCAAAAGGGAAAACAGUUGAAGACUAUCUCCAGUACAUAGAGCAAUUGCCAGUGAUUGAUACACCUGAGGUAUUUGGUCUGCACCCUAAUGCAGAUAUAACUUACCAAACCAACCUCGCAAAUGAGACCCUGAAUACAAUAGUGAGCAUCCAGCCCAAAGACAGCAGCAGUGGAGGAGGGGAGACCCGAGAAGCAGUGGUGCAGUGCCUUGCUGAUGAGAUGCUGGAGAAGUUACCUCCAGAUUACAACCCCCAUGAGGUGAAAGCCCAGCUUCAAAAGAUGGGAGCGAUUCAACCCAUGAAUAUAUUUCUCCGUCAAGAAAUUGACCGCAUGCAGCAUGUUAUAUCAAGUGUUCGAGCCACACUGAUUGAUCUCAAGUUGGCUAUAGAUGGAACCAUAAUUAUGUCAGAAGAACUGCGAGAUGCAUUGGAUAGUAUGUAUGAUGCCAGAAUUCCCAAAUUAUGGUUUCGGAUUUCCUGGGAGUCUACAACUUUAGGAUUUUGGUUUACUGAGCUUCUUGAAAGAAACCAGCAGUUCAGCACUUGGCUCCUGGAUGGCCGACCAAAUCAGUUCUGGAUGACAGGGUUCUUUAAUCCACAGGGAUUCCUCACUGCCAUGAGGCAGGAGACAACACGCUCAAAUUUGGCAAAAGGAUGGGCACUCGACAGUGUUGUUUUGCACAAUGAGGUGACCAAGAUGAUGAAAGAAGAUGUGGCUGGCCCGCCUCCCGCUGACAUUGGUGGGGUCUAUAUAUAUGGCCUUAUCCUGGAAGGGGCUGGUUGGGACCGCAGGAACAGCAAGCUGGUCGAGUCAGCACCAAAGGUGCUGUUCACAAGUCUUCCUGUAGUCCAUGUGUAUGCUGUCAGCAUGACAGCACUACAAGACCCAAAGAAGCAACAAGGCAAUGUGUACUACUCCUGUCCUGUCUACAAAAAGCCUCGGAGGACAGAUCUGACAUACAUUUUUUCUUUGUACCUGAAAACAGCACAAAAUCCUGAUCACUGGACUUUACGGGGGGUGGCACUGCUCUGCAGUUCAAAAUGAGGACCAACAAAUUGCUCUAAAAAAAAAAAAAGACACCUAGGAAAUAAGUUUGCAGCCAGUAGGAAUUCCAUUGUUAUUUUCAGAGUGGUGUGGGAAUUAGCAAGUAAGGUACAGAGAUUGUGUUAAGCAUACAUAGAUCAAUUUACUCUCUUCACAGUGAAUACACCUAAAUGUAUUUAACCUGGGAACAUGAGAGGGAAACAGGUACAGCAGCUGUUGGUGGAGGAGGAAUACAUUCAGUUAGUUUGCUCAUACAGGAAAUGCUAGGGAAAACAUGCUUAUGAUUGUGAUAACUGCUCUAACAUUUAUGGUGGUUCUUUUGUAGAUGCUGUCUUUUCUUCCUAGUAUAAGUCUUAUUCACAGUACAUUAUGAUUCUUUUUAAAAUCAACUUUGUAGUUAAAAACUUACCAUGCAUAGCAUUAUUAAAGCAGUAAUGACAAGCGAGUUAAACUCAUAAUAAAACUUCAUCCUUUUCUGCACAUAU
Phasianus colchicus (ring-necked pheasant) is the source of this 6440-nucleotide messenger RNA. NCBI's taxonomy places the organism in Eukaryota, Metazoa, Chordata, Aves, Galliformes, Phasianidae. The record is from RefSeq and is a predicted model, not a curated record.